Effrenium voratum is the source of this 2089-nucleotide messenger RNA. The record is from the annotation of a GenBank genome assembly. NCBI's taxonomy places the organism in Eukaryota, Dinophyceae, Suessiales, Symbiodiniaceae.
CUUGGAUUAACCCCUCAGCCAUGGACUUGGCAUGGCGGCCGCCCCUCACCCCCAACGCGCCGGCGGCUGCGGAUGCCGCCGGCAUGGCCCCAGCCCUUCGGCGCCGCGGCGGCGAAGGCUUCGGCACCGCGGCGCACGGCGCGCGCCUCGUGCCGGUGGCGGCGCUGACGGCGGCCGCGGUGGGAACGCGGCGCCGCAAGGCGCCAGCCGCGCGGGGCAGAGCUGCCAGGGCCUUCAGCGCCGAGGCGUGGCGGCAGGGCUUCUUGGAGCCCGAGGACCUUGAGCAGGGCUUUUACUUUGUAGACUGCGAGCUUCCGGAGGAUUUGAAAGGGACGUAUUUCAGGAACGGCCCGGGGAAGUUCCAGGCCGGCGAGGACACCGUGGUGCACGAGAUGGAUGGCGAUGGGCUGAUGCUGGCUAUGACCUUCGACCCGGAGGAGAAGAAGGUGUGCGUGCGGCACCGGCUGGUGCAGACGCAAGGCCUGCUGCGGGACCAGUUCUCCAAGGGAAUGUACACCAAGGGCCACCACGGCACCCCGUCGUCGGGUGGUGGCAGCUUGGACCCCCGCCGCAAUGCGCCGAAGCACGCGGCAAACGCCACGAUGGUCUACUGGGAGAACAAACUCCUGGCGUGCGGCUGCUUCGGGAAGCCCUUCGAGAUCGACCCCGCGUGCCUGGGCACGGUGCUGGGCAACGAGGACGAGGGCUCUUGGAACAUCGAGAACUCCUUAGACUCCGAGACGACCAUCGGCUCCUUCCCCAAGGUCUGUGGAACGGAAGGGUGCCUGACCUUCAUCAGCCAGUCCCCCUCGGCCCUGGACACCACGGUGCGGUACGUGGAGUACGCCCCGGGCGCCUGGCGCCCGCGCUACCCCAAGCCGCGGCAGUUCUCGGUGGGGGGCUACACUCGGUUCUCGGACUUCGGCAUCACGCCCAGGUGGCUGGUUUUGGCCAAGCCCCCGCUGAAGGUGGACGCGCUGGGCGCGGCGCUGGGCAAGACCUUCAGCGAGGUCCUGAACUUCGACGCCUCGGGCAGCGGGGAGCUCAUCUUCGCCACGCGGCUGCGCCGGGACGAGCAAGAGAUCACAGUGCCUGUGGACGGCUUGGUGUGUGAGGAGUUUGUGAACGCCUACGAGGACGGCACUUCGGUGAUCCUGGACAUGGUGGCGGCGGACCGCUGGGACGGCCGGGCCGGUGUGCCGUUUCCGCCCCGCUGGGAGCAGGACCCGGGCGGGUGGCCGCGAAAGCGCUUGGUGCGGUACGAGGUGGAUCUGGCGUCCAAGACCUUCACCAAGAAGGAGGGCUUCCUGGCAAAGAACCUGGGCUUCAGCUGUGUGAACCCGGCGGUGGUCGGCAAGAAGCACCGCUUCGUCUUCGGCGCCGUGGCGCACGCGGACGGCCCGGACGGCCCAGCCCAGGGCGGUGUCGCGAAGAUCGACAUGGAGACUGGGGAGGUGGACGAGUGGCUGCUGGGGCCCUCGGAGUUUUGCGGGGAGCCGCUGUUCAUCCCUAGGGAGGGCAACGAGGAGGACAGCGGCUACUUGAUGAGCGUGAUCUACAAUGGCGAGGCCAACCGCAGCGAGUGCGUCGUCCUGGACGCCCAGUCGCCGUCCUCCGGCCCCGUGGCGCGCUUCGCGCUGGAGCAGGCGAUGCCCCACGGCCAGCGGGGGACCUGGGUGCCGGAGCUGACCUACACGGAGGAGGAGAUGAAGCGGAAGACCACGCUCAUGCGGAUGUUCGCCAAGAAGUCCAAGGAGUGGAAUGCGGUGGAGCUGGGCUUUUCGGCGAUGGGCAGCCAGCUGUUUCAGCGCCAAGGAACCAGGAUGAGAUGAGAGUGUCCAUAGGUGUCCUUUUUGGUUGGUUUGCUUAGAAAGUAGAGGGCGAUUCGGCGAUUCCUGGUUUAGAUGGGGAUUCCAUUUGCCAGGGGAACCCAUCUAUUUUUCGGAAAAAGGCCGAUGCGAGUGUCCGGUGGCACCGGAUGACUUGCCCCAGCUCGAUUUUGGCGCCGGGUCUUGUCCGAUUUCCGAUUUUCAGGUUUUCAUGCGUGCACUGCGCGGCGACGCGGCUACGCCGCGCGGCGUGCAAAGAC